Hermetia illucens (black soldier fly) is the source of this 895-nucleotide messenger RNA. RefSeq names its product lectizyme-like. NCBI's taxonomy places the organism in Eukaryota, Metazoa, Arthropoda, Insecta, Diptera, Stratiomyidae. The transcript has a single exon. The record is from RefSeq and is a predicted model, not a curated record. The coding region runs from base 1 to 801 and encodes 266 amino acids. Gene Ontology annotation, molecular function: serine-type endopeptidase activity. Gene Ontology annotation, biological process: proteolysis.
AUGAAGGUAUUUACAGUAGUAGUUUUGAUAUCAAUAAGCAUCGUUUCUGGAGGUAGAGUCCAUAUAGGACUUCCAUUAUUUGAACAAUCUCUGUUUCCUGGACGGAUAGUCGGCGGCACUGAAGCGCCACGUAAUGCUGCCCCCUACAUCGUAUCCUUGCAGAAAAAUGGCCGUCAUUUCUGUGGAGGAUCCAUUAUUGCAGACUCUAUUGUCUUAACAGCGGCACAUUGUAUGAUCUACCCCGAAUUCAACGUUGUUGCUGGUCUUCAUAAUCUCAAGGAUGCUGAUGCACAAAUUCGUACAGCUGUCAGGUAUACUAAGAACGAACAUUAUGCUGGUGGUGUCAAUCCGAACGAUGUAGCGCUGGUUUUCCUGGAUAAACCGUUGAGUUUUAGUGAAACUAUUCAAAAAGUUGAUCUGCCAAUUCCUGAUACCAUUCCUUUGAAAGCUGCAGAACUUUUUGGAUGGGGAAGUACUUCCGAUACGAUGUUUCAAUCAAUGCCAAUGGAUUUGCAGACAGUGCUUGUGCCAGUUCUUAAUUAUAGUAAAUGUGAGAAAGCGUUGGGAGGACCUGGAGCUACCCCGCUUGCAGAAACUAAUGUCUGCACAGGACCACUGACCGGAGGUAUCUCAGCAUGUAGUGGAGAUUCUGGUGGACCGCUUGUGCAAAAGGAAAAUGAGAAAUCGGUCGUAAUUGGAAUUGUUUCUUGGGGAUAUUUUCCAUGUGGAACUAUAGGCGCUCCAUCAGUGUACACUCGUGUAUCUGCUUUUGUGUCGUGGAUAUUGGAAAAUAUCAAAUAAUGAGGUCUACUGCUGCAAUGUACAUUAAACAUUCACAAGCAGGUCCUCAUUUUUUAUUUAGCAGGCACUGAUAGAAAGUUAGGAAAUAAACAGU